GUGAUGAGCGGCACUCAACAAAAAACAGGCAGUAGAGAGGUGCCAAUUAGCAAGAGACCUGAAAGACAAUCUUACUCUGCGCAAUGAACACAUCAUUUUUCCAGACCAGGGAGCUCCUCCAGCACAAAAAUCUGUCAAUGUUGCAUCUCGUCUCGCCUUCCGGGUUGCAGAAUUUUUUAAAUUUAUCCAAUUGAUACCUUUCAUAUCUCACUCGUUCGUAGAAGGAAAAAAAACAAUUUCAAAAUAGUGAUUCCAGUCACCGAGCUCCUGCCAUGGUGGAUCGAAAUUACCACCUGUUUCUUGCUCGCGUGUGCGAGCAGAGCGAGCGCUAUGAGGACAUGCUGGAGCACGUGAAUUCGCUGGUGACGAUGGGCACCGACCUGACGCUGGAGGAGCGAAACCUCUUCUCGAUUGCCUACAAGCACGUGGUCGGCGGUCGACGGACCGCCUGGCGGGCAAUCCAGGGCAUCGCGCAGCGCGAAAUAGGGGACGACAAAGAAGAGUUUCGGCAGAUAAUAGCCAGCUACCGACAAAGCAUAGAAAAAGAACUCAGAGACUUUUGCUACCAGGUACACCUAUUCAUGUUUGUAGUCUAUACCUUCGCACGUUUGCUUUGCUUUUUGGUUUCUGUAAUCGGAGUGGGGUUUUCAUGAUCGCAUCGGCAUCACAGUAUCGUGCACGUGCACGUCCGUGUAGCUUAUUUCUGCAAGACGUUCUCCCGAUCUUCUGUGUCUGUGCUUCAUCCUCAUCGUUCUCGUUAUAGUAUUUUUUUACGUUUUUUCCGCUAGGUACUCAAGCACAUUGAAGAUGAUCUCAUGCCCAUCGCCGCAGACAACGAGUCAAAAGUCUUCUGGCUGAAAAUGAGAGGUAUUGUUUGAUUGCUUGUUCUACAUGAAAUCGAAAAAAACAUACCCAUACGAUAAAAACAAGAUACUUAGACUUAUUAAAGCAAACUGAGUCAACAUCUUGUGGUGUUUCAAAAGUUAAGGUCCACCAACUUCUAAAUCCAGGUGACUACUGCCGGUACCUAGCAGAAUCACUCGAUGAUAACGACGCGCAUCACAAGGCAGCAGAAGAUGCCCACGAUAUCCGAAGCAAUCAUGACGAGUGUCUGGCAGCUUUUCUGGUCGCAUUUAGACCAAGUCCAAGAGCAAUGCAAGACUUGCUUGCUCUAGCGAAGACGCAGGGUAGUUGCCAAUAAAUGUUUGCAUGCUAGUACUCCACUUUUUUGCAAUCUUCUACUGUGCCUGCGUGUGCCACAUGUAUACCUAUACACCAAAUACACGACAAAUAUGGCUUAGUCUUAGUCUAGCUAUGAAGGCCCAGAAGCUGAGACCGCAGACACUUUCAUUUUUCCCGUUGGAUACGUGAGGCGUACAAACAGGCUUCAAGUCUCGCGUUGAACCAUCUACCGGCAAUACAUCCAAUUCGACUAGGCCUGGCUUUGAACUACUCGGUACUAUUUUGCAUAAAAGCAAGUACGAGAAAGUUGCUACGUACAUCAAGGUUACCUCUCUCACCAGGAAUGUUAACCAACGAUAUCUUCAUGAUCUCCCGCCCCUGGAGGGAAGGGAAGUCGUGAUAAGGGCCUGGCGCCCAGAUGCGCUACCUACCUGAGGCAGACGCAUCAAGUCUCGCAAACUAAGCGGCAGCACGCCGCUGCUCCUGGUGAGUAAUGUAGGGCGGCGCCCGCAAUCCAGCGCGCGCCCCCUCGCCCCUGGUGGGUGUUCUCUUCUUGAGGACGAGCCCAGCUCUGGAAGCUGGUGCGCCCUGUACUAUGCUCCUGGCGAGUGAGACGGCGGAGGGCCGUCCGCGUGCUUAACCUGAGCGGCACAGCGCCACACCGCGCCCGACCAGUCCGAGGCGGGCACUUUAGUGUGUUGCCGCGUCGUGUGCAAGGAGGCCCGGCAUGGCGUGCCCUCCCGGCGGCCUUGUGCCGUAUUGGUGGAGGCGCACCGUCGUACGCCCUACUGCCUCACGUAGUGCGCAGCACGCAGCCGGCGGCACUUGCCGAAGACUGGCGAAAACGGUGGGGCCUGCGCUAUUCUGGAAAGCCUGGGCUGGCACCCUUACCCCCCUGGCGGGGCCGGAAAACCGUUCCCGGGAGGCGGCGCAAGAGGCGGCGGAGGCUCCGCCUGCGUGAGCCCCAACCGCCACAGCUUGCGCCCUACAUUCUGCCCGUCCGGCAAUAGCCGGAUGUCCGUGGAGCCGCUCUGGAAGCGCACCUCCCUACGCACGUAGCGUAAUUAUUCUGUGUUAGUGCGCCCGGUGUGCACCCUCUGAAUAAUGCUGCUAUAAGGAGCCAGUGCUCGAAGCAGGGCAGCACAGCGCGCCCAUUUCCCUUCAUGCACGUUGCUCCCCUUCAGCUUCCACGACUUGAGGCCGUGUGUCGCGUUGAAGGGUUUUCGCACGUCCUGCUCCCACAGCCGUGCUGUCAGACGGAUCAUCGCAAGUAUAGCCUGGUCAAAGAGCGAGCGCCGCAUCUGUUUGAAACAAGAGCGGAGCAUAUACAUACAUACAUAUCUUCAUGAUCCAUUUUUUCUAUGUGUUCUGCACUUCUACAACGGGAAAAAAAAAGCGGAUACAAAUGCUUUCCAAAAUAACAAUAAAUCCAGGUCUUUUACUACGAGAUUCUGAACAGUGCGGAGCGAGCCUGCUUGCUAGCCAAAGCUGCGUUUGACGACGCCAUUCCGAAAAUGGAAAACCUUGACGACGAUAACUACAAAGGUACUAAUACGCAAUUUUCACCUCCGUACAUAAUUUUACAGGUCCUGAUCCUGUGAAUGCACUGCCACCAGGUACCUUUGCAUGAUUGCAAGCCUACGGGCCAACAUGGAUCAACAUGGGCAGAAACUAGUACCGUAGUCAACAUGCAUUCGCACUCCACAUCACAGACUCGGCGACCAUUAUGCAACUCCUGCGCGAUAACCUGACUUUGUGGACGUCAGACGUGCACCCCGUAUGACAGUGCAGAACUCCCCCUCCCCCUCAUUUAUAUGUUGGCAUGAACAGCAAUACAAACACCAGCACGAAUGGAGCCUGUGCAUGAAAAAUUUAUGUGCCCAAUGUAGGACUUCUAUUUGGGGUCCCGGAAUUAGUCAUGCAAACAGUGCCACAAGUCAGCGACUGGAUUUGGGAUUUUGCAUGACAAAUGAGCGGGAGGGGGAGUUGUGCACUGUCAUACCCCGUGAAUGAGGACCAGUUGAACGUCGAAGAUGUGGAGGCGUAA
Molecule: messenger RNA, 3229 nt
Organism: Amoebophrya sp. A120
Lineage: Eukaryota; Dinophyceae; Syndiniales; Amoebophryaceae
Source: the annotation of a GenBank genome assembly